Molecule: messenger RNA, 1470 nt
Organism: Raphanus sativus (radish)
Lineage: Eukaryota; Viridiplantae; Streptophyta; Magnoliopsida; Brassicales; Brassicaceae
Product: protein transport protein SEC13 homolog A
Exons: 2
Coding region: 380-1291 (303 amino acids)
Biological process (GO): COPII-coated vesicle budding; protein import into nucleus
Cellular component (GO): COPII vesicle coat; nuclear pore outer ring
Molecular function (GO): structural molecule activity; protein binding
Source: RefSeq, a predicted model, not a curated record
GUUUGAUCUUCCGAUAAUUUUCCUUUUAGGAUUCGCUUAAGAUUUAUAUUAGAUCCAGUUUGGCUCAUGAAUGGAUUUUACAAUAUCGAAUUAUCUUUUGUGUCAAUUUAAUUGGACUCUAAUACUCUUUUUGGGAGCUUAUACUCUCAUUUGAUUGAUCUCCGACCAUAGAUCUAUUCAUCUUUACUGUUCUGUCUAUGACUCUUUUGAUGAAACAUGGUUUUUGUUUUUCCCAUCCGUGUGCUUACUCGCAUGUCUCGGCUGUGAUAAUUAAUUGAAUUAUUUGGUGUGUGUUUGUAACAUCUGAUUGGAGUGGCGAGGAUCUAAGCUUUGCUUGUAUUGGUUUCUGGGACGAAUCAACUGACUCGUGCUUGAAACUAUGCCUCCACAGAAGAUCGAGACUGGUCACAGCGACAUUGUCCAUGAUGUCGUCAUGGAUUACUAUGGAAAGCGUGUAGCUACUGCCUCAUCAGACUGCACCGUCAAGAUAACCGGAGUAAGCAACAGCGGCGGAUCGCAGCAGCUAGCUACCUUAACCGGCCACCGAGGUCCCGUCUGGCAAGUCGCUUGGGCCCACCCAAAGUUCGAUUCGCUACUGGCUUCGUGCUCUUACGAUGGGCAGAUCAUAAUAUGGAAAGAAGGAAACAACCAAAACGAAUGGACGCAGGCUCACGUCUUCAACGACCACAAAGUAUCAGUCAACUCCAUCGCUUGGGCUCCUCACGAGCUCGGACUCUCCUUGGCUUGCGGAGCAUCCGAUGGAAACAUUUCUGUUUUCUCAGCGAGAGCAGAUGGCGGUUGGGACACAACGAGGAUAGACCAAGCGCAUCCGGUUGGAGUCACCUCAGUGUCAUGGGCACCAGCGACGGAGCCAGGUGCGCUCGUUAGCUCCGGUAUGCACGAACCGGUUUAUAAAUUAGCGUCGGGAGGGUGUGAUAGUACGGUGAAGGUGUGGAAAUUCGCCAACGGGUCGUGGAAGAUGGACUGUUUCCCGGCGCUUCACAAGCACAAGGAUUGGGUGAGGGACGUGGCAUGGGCACCUAACCUGGGACUGCCGAAGUCGACGAUAGCAAGCGGGUCGGAAGAUGGGAGUGUGAUCAUAUGGACGGUAGGGAAAGAAGGAGAGCAGUGGGAAGGAAAGGUUUUGAAAGAUUUCAAGACGCCCGUGUGGAGGGUGACCUGGUCGUUGACUGGUAAUCUGCUGGCUGUUUCGGAUGGGAACAAUAACGUAACGUUGUGGAAAGAGGCUGUGGAUGGGGAGUGGGAGCAAGUCACUGUCGUUGAGCCAUAGAUACUGUUGUUGUUGCUGUUUGUUCGAUUGUCCUUGUUGUAGUAUCAAAUGUGUGUGGUUGGUUUCUCUAUACUUUUUUUUUCAUUUUCUGUAGGCACUUGUUUAAUCAUUUGAUGUUUCUUAGAAAAAAGACCAUAUAUGUUAUGUAUUUAUUAAUCAGAAACCAAAGAUUGCAAAAA